AUGCCGGUGUGCCAUUGUGUAGGCAUCUGGAGUGUAAAUCUUACAGGCAACAUGUUUUGGAAAUUUGACCUCCACACCACGUCCCACAUUGACACCCUUCUGGAGAAGGAAGAUGUGACGUUGACAGAGAUCAUGGAUGAGGAUGAUGUGCUGCAGGAGUGUAAAGCCCAGAACCAUAAACUGGUGGACUUUUUGUUGAGACCUCAAUGUAUGGAAGACCUGGUCACAUUCAUUACACAAGAGCCAAACACUGAUGUUGAGGAAAAAGUUAAAUACAAAUACCCCAACAUUUCAUGUGAGCUGCUUACGUCAGAUGUUGGUCAAAUCAAUGAUCGUCUUGGAGAAGAUGAAAAACUCCUGAUGAAACUCUAUGGCUUUCUUCAGAAUGAACCACCUCUCAACCCACUUCUGGCUAGUUUUUUCUCCAAAGUCCUUUCCAUUCUCAUAGGACGUAAGCCUGAACAGAUAGUAGAUUUUUUAAGAAAACGUGAUGAUUUCGUUGACUUGAUGAUCAGGCAUAUUGGAACAUCAGCCAUCAUGGACUUGCUGCUCAGAAUGCUCACCUGCAUUGAACCACAACAGCUGCGACAGGAUGUCCUCAGUUGGCUUAACGAGGAAAAGAUUAUUCAGAGGCUGAUAAAUGUGGUUCAGCCAUCUCAAGAUGAGGAUCAGAGACACUCCAAUGCCUCCCAAUCUCUCUGUGAGAUCAUCAGGCUAAGUAGAGACCAGAUGUUUCAAGUACAGGGCUGCACAGAACCUGAUCCGUUGCUCUCUACGAUAGAAAAGCAGGAAACUGUUGAACAACUGCUGUCCAAUAUUUUUGACAGUGAAAAAAAUGAGUCUGCGAUUGUCAGUGUCAUUCAGAUUCUUCUUACACUAUUUGAAAUGAGGAGACCAGCGUUUGAGGGUCAUAUGGAAUGUCUCCCUGGUAUGUCUCACUCUUCAUUCUCUGUAAAUCAGAGCAUUCUGGAGGCUGUGAGACCACGGCUGAAAGACUUUCACCAGCUUCUUUUAGAACCUCCAAAGAAGAAUGUCAUGAAGACCACCUGGGGAGUCCUGGACCCUCCUGUUGGCAAUACCAGGUUAAAUGUAGUCCGACUAGUCGCUAGUCUGUUACAGACCAACACACACUGCAUAAACACAGAACUUAUCAACCUCAACACACUGGGAGUUAUUCUAGAUAUGUACUUCAAAUACAUCUGGAACAACUUUCUUCACAUUCAAGUGGAGAUCUGCACUGCCAUGAUCCUGGCUAUGCCUUCAACUCCCACUGAUAUUCAGCAGGAUAAAGACCAGGAAAGCCCAAGAGAAAGUGUCCUCAUCAAACAUCUGUUUCAAAAGUGCCAGUUUAUCCAGAGAAUCGUAGAUGCUUGGAACUCUAAUGAACAAGAACAGGCUGAAGGUGGUCGGAGACGAGGGUACAUGGGUCAUCUCACAAGAAUAGCAAACUCUAUAGUUCACAACUGCGACAAAGGUCCCAAUGGACCCCAGAUACAACAGCUUGUUUCAGAGCUGCCUGCAGAGGACCGGGAAAAAUGGGAGGCAUUUAUUUCAGGGCAUUUAGCUGACACAAACAAGAAAAACACUGUUGAUUUGGUGAACACACACCAUAUUCAUUCAUCAAGUGAUGAUGAAGUGGACUUCAAAGACAGCGGUUUUCAUCAGGAUUCCUCUCUACAACAAGCCUUUUCUGAUUAUCAGAUGCAACAAAUGACGUCCAAUUUUAUUGAGCAGUUCGGCUUCAAUGACGAAGAGUUUGCUGAUCAGGACGAUGUUGUGGAUAUUCCCUUCGAUAGAAUAUCAGACAUAAACUUUUCACUGAAUACAAAUGAAAGCGCAAAUAUAGCCUUGUUUGAGGCCCGCUGUAAGGAGAAAAUCCAGCAGUUUGAGGAUGCUGGUUCAGAUGAGGAAGAUAUUUGGGAUGAAAAAGAUGUGACCUUUGCACCAGAGGCACAGAGACGCCCCAGGAGUUCAGGGAGUACAGACAGUGAGGAGAGUACAGACUCAGAAGAAGAGGAGGUCAAGAGGGAUUCUUUUGAAACUACUGCUCCCAGCACUGAUGACCGGAUGGAAGUGGACACGGGGCCGGUGUGGACCGCAAACUUUGAUGACAUACCGAUGGACACAGGAACUUCCACCGCCACAGCAACCAACCCCAACAGUUCUUCUAUGUCCUCCUCCACAGAUGCUCCUGUGGAGGUCUCAUGGAGCUCUCCUCCUUCAGCUACAUCCAACUCUGAAUCAGGCUGGGCCAAUUUCUGCAACUUUAACUCUGCCAGUCCCAAAGACCCUCUGAGGUGCAACUCUCCUGUUGCUAUGGAGACCAGCAUAGAGACAGAUCCACUUGGGGUAAAUGCACCCCAGAGACACGAAGGUGGUGAUGGCUGGUUAGACAACAGUGAAGUCCCCCCUUCCUCUCCAAAAGACUCAAGUGAAUCUAAGUUGGAGGAAGUUUCUGAGCAGCGAAGCAUCACAGAGACUGUCAUUAAUGGCUCUAUGAAGGAGACUGUCAGCCUCACAGUGGACGCCAAGACUGAGACUGCAGUCUUCAAGAGUGAUGAAGAGAAGAGUUGUUCACCAGAGAAAACCUCGGUUGGAGAGGGUGCCGAUGUGGAGAGUGCAGAGCUCAACAGUCCAGCAGCUGCCGGCUGCCCAAAAAAAAGCAGUGACAAAGUUCCCAAUGGGCCUUUAGAAGAGCUGUCACCGACACAAGAGGCAACGCUGGAGCCAUCUUCCGCUUCCCCAGAGGCAGCUGUUAACGGUCCUGUGUGA
This is a messenger RNA of Knipowitschia caucasica, 2772 nucleotides long. NCBI's taxonomy places the organism in Eukaryota, Metazoa, Chordata, Actinopteri, Gobiiformes, Gobiidae. The record is from the annotation of a GenBank genome assembly.